Messenger RNA from Salarias fasciatus (jewelled blenny), 2900 nucleotides. RefSeq names its product tripartite motif-containing protein 16-like. The coding region runs from base 44 to 1696 and encodes 550 amino acids. The transcript has a single exon. The record is from RefSeq and is a predicted model, not a curated record. Gene Ontology annotation, molecular function: protein binding; zinc ion binding. Lineage: Eukaryota; Metazoa; Chordata; Actinopteri; Blenniiformes; Blenniidae.
ACAGAAAGGGCACCUUUGCCAUUCACUGUCACCAGGACCACAGAUGGCGCAGCAGGCAAUUCAGCUGGAGCGAGAAAAACUGACUUGUUCAAUCUGUCUGGAGCUUUUGAGGGAUCCAGCUACUAUUCCCUGUGGACACAGCUACUGCAUGAGCUGUAUUAAAGGAUACUGGGACGAGAAAAAUAAGGAAACCCACGCAUGUCCUCAGUGUAGGCAGGAUUUCACACCGAGGCCUGUGUUGGUGAAGAACACCAUGUUAGCGGAGAUAGUGGAGGACCUAAAGAAAGUGGGGCUUCCUUCUGCCCCACCUGCUCAUUUCUACGCUGGACCUGAAGAUGUGGCCUGUGAUUUCUGCACGGAGAGGAAGCUGAAAGCUUUCAAGUCCUGCUUGGUAUGUUUGGCGUCUUACUGUGAGCAGCACCUGCAGCCUCAUUAUGACGUAGCUCCGUUAAAGAAACACAAACUCGUUGAAGCCACCUUAAAGCUUCAGGAGAACCUCUGCCCUCAUCAUGACGAGGUGAUGAAGAUCUAUUGCCGCACUGAUCAAAAGUGCAUCUGUUACCUCUGCUCCAUGGAUCAGCACAAGGGUCACGACACUGUCUCGACUGCGGCAGAGUGGACAAAGAGGCAAACUGAUCUCACACGGGAUCGGGAAGAUAUUCAACGGAGAAUCCAGGACAGAGAGAAACACGUGCAGAUGCGUCAGAGUGAAAUGGAAGCCAUCAGUCUUCAUGCUGAUUUGACUGUGACGGACAGUGAGGAAGUUUUCAAAGACUUGAUCAGUCUCAUUGAGAAAAAAAGCUCUGAGGUGACACAGAAGAUGAGGAACCAGCAGAAAACGGACUUGGGUCAGUUGAAAAAGCUUCAGGAGAAGACACGGCUGGAGAUCGAGGAGCUGAGAAGGAAAGACUCAGAACUAGGACAGCUCUCUUUGAUAGAAGAUCACCUUCAUUUCAUAAACAGUUACCCGUCACUGUCACUUCAGAGUGAUUCCACAACAUUACCAACAACAAACUUUCAAUCUCAGAACAUUGAAAAACUGAUGCUGGCUGUGCUGACCAUGAAAGACGAACUGGAGGCGACUCUGAGUGAAGAGCUGAUGAAGAACUCACAGAGAAUCUCUCAAGUGACUGUUCAAGAACCCAAAACCAGAUACGGAUUUUUGAAAUAUGCUUGGCAAAUCACGUUGGAUCCAGACACUGCAAACUCAUUCCUGAAACUUUCUGCAAACAACAGAAAGGCAACAUUAAUGCAGGAAGAACAGUGUGACUAUUCACCCCCUGAAAUGUUCCUGAAAUGGUGGCAGGUGCUGGGAUCAGACGCCCUGACCGGCCGUUGUUACUGGGAGGUGAACUGGAGCGGUCAAGUCUUCAUCGCAGUGGCGUACAAAGACAUAGGCAGAGCAGGCAGCAAGUCUGAAUGUGUGUUUGGACAUUAUAAAAAUUCCUGGGCUUUGCGAUGUGUCAACAGUGGUUAUUCGUACCACCACAACAACGCCAGAACUCCGCUGUCUGGUCCUCAUUCCAGCAGAGUGGGCGUGUAUCUGGAUUACAGUGCAGGGACUCUGUCUUUCUACAGCAUCACUGAAAGCAUGACUCUGCUCCACAGAGUCCAGACCCAGUUCACUCAGCCCCUCUAUCCAGGGUUUUGGUUUCUUAAUCAUGGAGAUUCUGCUGAGCUCAAGUUUUCAAUGUGACUUUAAUGAGGAAGAUAAGUUGAAAAUGCCUUAUUACAAACAGAUAAUAACUUAUAUUCAUUCCUUAUCAACGAUAUAUUAGCAUAGUGGGGUUUAUUGUGUAGAAUGCAAUGCUAUCAAAGCACUGAAGAUGUUGAAGGGGAUGUACAUAUCUAACUGAUUAAUAUAAACUAUAUAUUAAUAUUAUGUUAAUUCUGUGAGGAGUAAUGUUCUGAAGACUUUCCCUCUGAGACUGAUUACAUGUUACGUUUGUAUUCUAUGUUAACCUGAGCAUAUGCUUUAUGAAAUGGUAAUCAUUAACUGUGCAUGAAAAAACACUGAUUAGGCAAAAAUGUAUAAUGAGUAAGUUAUCUGUUAAUGUUUGAAACUGAGGUUAGGGUUUCUUCUGAAUAUGUGCAAAAUAUGCUUUUUGAUUAUUUAUGACACCAAUGCUGAACAAAAUGAAGGAAGAAGCCUCUAUGUUGCUGCAAAGUUUUCCUGAUUAUAAUAUUAUUCAUAUAAUGUGAAAUCAUAUUAAUGCAGGUGACUGUAGUCAAUGUUUUAUCGAGGCAAUAUUUCACUAUCGUACUCUAUUAAAUGUGCAUAGUUUGUAAAGACAGGUGUGUCUCGUGUGUGUCACAUUUUUCAUUGAUAUAAAUUACAUGAAUAACUUCUUCAGAACUUUUUCAAAGUAAUAAGAGUGAUGAUUCAAUAACCAUUAAUGUGCAAAGAAAACUUUUUAGGUUUUAAAUAUUUUACAUUUAGAAGCAGGAUUUUGUUCUUCAUAUUCAAGAGUUUUGUGCAUUAUUAUCUGAGACUACUGAAAGAAUUAAAACAUUCUCAUUUAGUAGCAGCAAUGAUGAUUGUUCAUGUUUGAGCAUCUGAUUCUGAAUAUAAUUAUCAUUAUAAUUCUGAAUAUUGUUACAAUUAAAGUCAUGUUACUUUAAUUGUCAAUCCAUUCACAAAUAACUUCUCAAUCUGCAAACAUCAUGAGCCUGGAACAGAGCAGAACUCUAUCGUGAGUCAACGCAUCGCUUAAACAGAAAAAUCAGGAAUAUGAAACUUUUUUUCCACCUGCUACAAAUGAAGACACUGUCAGACGGUGUUACUUUCAGAUUUAUUACACAACUUUUGAACAUUCCACAACAAUCAUGCAGGAAUAAAAUGGGAAUUAUACAAAGCUUUGAAGGCUUGGUCAGUCACACUGCAGGAACCGCUGAGCUUC